UUGAGCCCAUAAGGCACUUAAAUAUAAUGACUUAAAAGAUGACAUCUUAUUUCCAAUUAAGAUGUUAACACAUGUGCCUCUGGUGUGUGAACAGUGACUGAAAAUUUUCGACGGUACUACUACAGACAACUUAAAUAGACUUUGUGUUGUGAUUCAGUGACAACAACUUGAGGGAUUUUAAGGAUUUUUACCUAAUAUGUUAAUUUUUUAAACAUUUGUAGAUGUUGUCUACAAAUUUUGAAAUGAACGAACAACUGUACAACCCUAUAAACAACCUGAGCCAAAAGGAGCUGAUGGAAAAGUUCAACCUGGCGUUCUACGAAGCCCAGAACUUAACGAAAACCGACAUCCAAUCAACCUUUCAAGAAACUUACCUGGAAGAACUCCAAAGUUGUGAAGUAACAGAGAAAACCAACGACGACUACUUAAUCGACUAUCUAAUCUCCAACGAUUACACACCGUCGAACACACCAAACUGCACCGAAGACAUACAGUUCGACUUCAACGAGUUCGUCGAGAACUUCGACCACAACCUGAAGCAGGAGGUUCCGACCAACUCGUUGGAAAACUUCGACACCGAAACCUACACGACUGAAAGCUCGGUGGACAACGUCCCCUGUGAAUACAGUGACUCCUUCUCCAAGUUCUUCAUACCGCCUCCAUUUAACAGUGAGAGAAGCCAGGAGCAGGCUUGUGCUUUGGACACCAUCGAACUGGACUGUGACAACUUGUCUAACGAGUCUUUGGGGUUGGGCAGCUUGCAAAACCUAGAGGAGGAGUACGACGAGUUCAACAACGGGCUACCCUCGUUUUCUACGUUGGCGGGAAACACCAUGGACUUCAACAACUUUAUGAGGGUGGUACCGGACAACGAUUUGGCUCCACCUAAUGAGGUCGUUUAUGAGAGGAACGAGAUGGGACACUUAUUGGGGAUGAAGUGCGUCAACAACAACUUCAUCACCAGCUCCAACGACUUGUGCGAGAUCCUACCGGAAAACACCCACCCCUUCUUCAGCAGCAACGAAGAAAACACCACAGUCCUUCGACAGAACGAAGCCCUCAUCAACGACGACGUGAUGUUGAGCUCCAGCAGCCUAAUGUUCCCGCAGCAGCAAAUGCACGACAUCAUCAUCGACGACGACGAAUCCUCGAGGGACUACGAGUACGACGAGGUGUCCAGCAGUUCCAACUACAUGUGCAGGUGGCAAGGAUGCUACCAACAGUACGACUCCCAACAUUCACUCGUCAGGCACAUCGAGAAGUCCCACGUGGAGUUAAAGAAAGGAGAUGAGUUCACGUGUUACUGGGAGAACUGCCAAAGGCAAACCAAGCCGUUCAACGCCAGGUACAAGCUGCUCAUCCACAUGCGAGUGCACAGCGGUGAAAAACCCAACAAGUGUCCCUUUAAGGGUUGCACCAAGGCGUUUUCGCGACUGGAGAACCUGAAGAUCCACCAGAGGAGCCACACGGGAGAACGACCUUAUCUGUGCCAGUUCGCCACGUGCACCAAGAGCUUCUCCAACAGCUCCGACAGGGCCAAACAUCAGAGGACCCACUUCGACACGAAGCCUUACGCCUGCCAAGUUUUGGGCUGCCUCAAAAAAUACACGGACCCCAGCAGCCUCAGGAAGCACGUCAAGAAUCACACGUACGAGGAACAGAUGCAGAUCAAAAAGAAGACGAACGAAGACCUGGGGAUUAGUCCGUUGCUGACCAAAAAGUACUUCGACCCCAAAAAACAGAAGGCAAUCAAGACUGAGGCUCCGUACUACACCAGCUUCGAACACAACUACUCCAACACCUAUCUGAACGAGAGGAAGUACGACUCGAGCAACAUCAAGCAGGAUUUGAAGAACAAAAUUUCUGAGAAGCACAAACUGAAGCAGCUUAAUGUGUAGGAGGCUCCAGUUUUGGAAAGUGCAAUGAUCUCAAAAAUGUUUUGUUGAUUUGUAAAUUUAUGUAAUUUUAGGGACCAAGUCUUUGUGAUAUAGAAAUUAUUUUUGUACAUAGUUUUUAGUAAAAUUUGACUUUAUGCAUAGCUA
Messenger RNA from Aethina tumida (small hive beetle), 2042 nucleotides. Its product is annotated as zinc finger protein 33A. The transcript has 6 exons. The coding region runs from base 222 to 1898 and encodes 558 amino acids. Gene Ontology annotation, molecular function: RNA polymerase II cis-regulatory region sequence-specific DNA binding; DNA-binding transcription factor activity, RNA polymerase II-specific. The record is from RefSeq and is a predicted model, not a curated record. Gene Ontology annotation, cellular component: nucleus. NCBI's taxonomy places the organism in Eukaryota, Metazoa, Arthropoda, Insecta, Coleoptera, Nitidulidae. Gene Ontology annotation, biological process: regulation of transcription by RNA polymerase II.